AUGGAAUUACCUAAUGGUACAUAUCUCACUGUAGAUUUUCACUACAACAAAAUGUUUGCACCAAACACAUUAGUGUACUUAGACCCUAUUAGAAUUACUCAUGAAAGAUUGGCAGAGGGUAUUAGAAGAAUCGACAAUGAUGCUGAUUAUUUUGAUUUUAUUGAAGAUGGUUACAUGGCUAAGAAUGAGCUAAGAAUGAAUGUCUACAUGGACCACCAAAAUGAACCUAUUUUUGACUGGGCCGAUAAGGACAUGUUAACAGGUGAUGGGGUGUAUGAGUUGGUAGAAGAUGAUGAUACAUACUCACAUAUUUCAGCUAUAAUAGAAUGUGAGAAUGAACCUGAUGAAGAGGUGCAUACUUUUGACAAAACAGUUGAUGAUGAAUUUUUGAACAAGUUGUGUGGUAAAUCCAUUCUUGAUAGUAAUCAAGAAUAA
This is a messenger RNA of Lactuca saligna, 435 nucleotides long. The record is from the annotation of a GenBank genome assembly. NCBI's taxonomy places the organism in Eukaryota, Viridiplantae, Streptophyta, Magnoliopsida, Asterales, Asteraceae.